This is a messenger RNA of Calidris pugnax (ruff), 5799 nucleotides long. RefSeq lists its product as uncharacterized. Gene Ontology annotation, molecular function: structural constituent of skin epidermis. NCBI's taxonomy places the organism in Eukaryota, Metazoa, Chordata, Aves, Charadriiformes, Scolopacidae. Gene Ontology annotation, cellular component: keratin filament. Gene Ontology annotation, biological process: keratinization; intermediate filament organization. The coding region runs from base 92 to 5083 and encodes 1663 amino acids. The transcript has 28 exons. The record is from RefSeq and is a predicted model, not a curated record.
CUUCUGUCUGCACUCACCUCCUCGCACCACAGCUCCAUCCGUCUUCCUCAUCUUCUCACCUUCUCGAUUUUUUGACUCAGAAGAAACAGCCAUGUCUCGUCAGUCUGUCUGCAGAAGCUUUGGAGGCGGGAGUAGAAGGGGCUACAGCUCUUGCUCUGCCAUCGGUGGUGGCUUUGGAGGAGGUGGUGGCAGAAGCAGGAGUAGCUACAGCUCGUUCUCUAUGUCCAGGGGAUUUGGAGGUGGUGGACGUUGUGGAGGGUUUACCAGCAAGAGCCUCCACAACAUGGGUGGUAGUGGAAGGAUUUCCAUGGGUGGAUGUUACGGAGGUGGAGGCUACGGAGGCAGAAUGGGUGGCUUUGGUGGAGGCUACGGAGGAGGAAUGGGCAGCUUUGGUGGAGGAAUGGGUGGAGGAGGAAUGUGUGGCUUUGGAGGAAUGAGUGGUGGAGGAAUGGGUGGUUACGGUGGGGGAAUGGGCGGUUACGGUGGAGGAAUGGGCGGCGGAGGAAUGGGCGGCUUUGGUGGCCCAGGCUUUGGCAUGGCAGGCUUUGGUGGCCCCGGUAGAGGUGGCCCUGGAAUCCAGCCAGUGCAGGUUGACACAGCCCUCCUACAGCCAGUCCAUGUCGAGAUUGAUCCCCAGAUCCAGCAAGUCAAAAACCAGGAGAAGGAACAGAUCAAGACACUUAACAAUCAAUUUGCCUCUUUCAUUGACAAGGUCCGCUUCCUGGAGCAGCAGAACAAGGUCCUCUCCACCAAGUGGGAGCUCCUCCAACAGCAAGGGCCUUCAGGGCCAAGGAAGAACCUCGACGUCAUCUUCGAAAACUACAUUCAGAACCUGAGGAGGCAGCUGGAUGCCGUCUUGGGGCAGAGGGGGCAGCUGGAGUCGGAACUGCAGAACAUGCAGCAAUACGUGGAGGAGUUCAAAACCAAGUAUGAGGAAGAGAUCAACAGGCGCACAACUGCCGAGAACGAGUUUGUGGUGCUCAAGAAGGAUGUGGACUGUGCCUACAUGACUAAAGUAGAGUUGGAAGCCAAGGUGGGAGCUCUCACCGAUGAAAUCAACUUCCUGAGGUGCAUCUAUGAGGAGGAAUUGGCUCAGAUGCAGACGAUCAGCCGGGACCUCUCUGUGGUGGUGUCUAUGGACAACAACCGGCACCUGGAUCUGGACAGCAUCAUCGAGGAGGUCAGGCGCCAGUACGAGCAGAUCGCUCAGAGCAGCAGAGCCGAGGCUGAGGCUUGGUACCAGAGCCAGUACGAGCAGCUGCAGACCACGGCUGGAAGGCACGGGGACAGCCUGCGCAACACCAAGAUCGAGAUCCAAGAGUUGACCAGGAACAUCCAGAGGCUGCGGGCUGAGAUUGAGAAUGUGAAGAAACAGAACCAGCAGCUGCAGGCAGCCAUUGCUGAAGCCGAGGAGCGGGGUGAGAUGGCCCUCAAGGAUGCCAGGGUGAAACUGGAAGAGCUGGAAUGUGCCCUGAGCAAAGACAAGGAGGAGCUGGCUCGCUUGCUGAAGGAGUACCAGGAGCUGCUGAACAUCAAGAUUGCCCUGGACGUUGAGAUUGCCAUGUACAGGAAGCUGCUGGAGGGAGAGGAGAACAGGCUGUGCAACGAUGGCAUGUCCAACGUCAAUGUCUCUGUGGUAGGCAGGACCACCAUCUCUGGAGGAAGAGGAGGCAUGGGAGGAGGCUUCGGAGGUGGCAGCGGAAUGGGAGGAGGCUUCGGAGGUGGCAGCGGAAUGGGAGGAGGCUUCGGAGGAAUGGGUGGCUUUGGUGGAGGAAUGGGUGGUGGUGGAAUGGGUGGUGGAGGAAUGGGUGGCUUUGGUGGAGGAAUGGGUGGCUUUGGUGGAGGAAUGGGUGGUGGGGGAAUGGGCCCUGGAGGAAUGGGCCCUGGAGGAAUGGGUGGCUUUGGUGGCCCUGGCUUCUCUGGAGGCAUCCAGCCGGUGCAAGUUGACUCAUCUCUCCUGCGGCCGGUCCAUGUUGAGAUUGACCCUCAAAUCCAGCAAGUGAAAAACCAGGAAAAGGAGCAGAUUAAGACUCUUAACAACCAGUUUGCCUCCUUCAUUGACAAGGUCCGCUUCCUGGAGCAGCAGAACAAGGUCCUCUCCACCAAGUGGGAGCUCCUCCAACAGCAAGGACCUACAGGACCAAGGAAGAACCUUGAUGUCAUCUUUGAAAACUACAUCCAGAACCUGAGGAGGCAGCUGGAAUCAAUCGUGUCACAGAGGGGGCAGCUGGAGUCGGAACUGCAGAACAUGCGGCAAUACGUGGAGGAGUUCAAAACCAAGUAUGAAGAAGAAAUCAACAAGCGCACGGCUGCUGAGAAUGAGUUUGUGGUGCUCAAGAAGGAUGUGGACUGUGCCUACAUGACUAAAGUAGAGUUGGAAGCCAAGGUGGGAGCUCUGACCGAUGAAAUCAACUUCCUGAGAUACAUCUAUGAGGAGGAAUUAUCUCAGAUGCAGACGAUCAGCCGGGACCUCUCUGUGGUGGUGUCUAUGGACAACAACCGGCACCUGGAUCUGGACAGCAUCAUCGAGGAGGUCAGGCGCCAGUACGAGCAGAUCGCUCAGAGCAGCAGAGCCGAAGCCGAGGCUUGGUACCAGAGCAGGUAUGAAGAGCUGCAGACCACCGCUGGAAGGCACGGGGACAGCCUUCGCAACACCAAGAUUGAGAUCCAAGAGUUGAGCCGCAAUGUCCAGAGGCUGCGGGCUGAGAUUGAGAACGUGAAGAAGCAGAACCAGCAGCUGCAGUCAGCUAUUGCUGAGGCUGAGGAGCGGGGUGAGAUGGCCCUCAAGGAUGCCAGGGUAAAACUGGAAGAGCUGGAAGGUGCCCUGAGCAAAGACAAGGAGGAGCUGGCUCGCUUGCUGAAGGAGUACCAGGAGCUGCUGAACAUCAAGAUUGCCCUGGACGUUGAGAUUGCCAUGUACAGGAAGCUGCUGGAGGGAGAGGAGAACAGGCUCUGCAACGAUGGCAUGUCCAACGUCAAUGUCUCUGUGGUAGGCAGGACCACCGUCUCUGGAGGAAGAGGAAGCAUGGGAGGAAGCUUCGGAGGUGGCAGCGGAAUGGGAGGAGGCUUCGGAGGUGGCAGCGGCAUGGGAGGUGGCGUCUGUGGAGUAGGAGGUGGCUUUGGAGGUGGAAGCAUGGGCGGCAGCUGUGGAAUGGGAGGAGGAUCAUUGAGCGUCGGUGCAAAAGAUCCCAAUCCAGACAAACUGCGAAAUCAUUACCAGUGGAUGGAAAGACCCAGCCCACCUCCAGAAACAGAUAAAAGGGAAUGCCUGGAGCUGUGGGGCCAGAGAAGACAGCGCACACUUCUCUCGGCAUCCAUCCCCCAGCACCACAGAUCUCUUGGUCUUUCUUUCUCUCCUCGGCUCUGUGUGGAAGGAACAGCCAUGUCUCGCCAGUCAAUCUGCAGAAGCUUUGGAGGCAGCAGCAAAAGGGGAUACAGCUCUUGCUCUGCCAUUGGUGGUGGCUUUGGAGGAAGUGGGGGCAGAAGCAGGAUCAGCUAUAGCUCGUUCUCUACGUCAAGGGGGAUCGGAGGCAGCGGACGUUGUGGAGGUUUUAGCAGCAGGAGCCUCCAUAACCUGGGUGGCAGCGGAAGAAUUUCCAUGGGUGGCUCUUUUGGCGGUGGAUAUGGAUGUAGAAUUGGUGGCUUUGGUGGAGGCUUUGGAGGAGGAUUUGGCAGCAUUGGAGGAGGUGUCAUUGGUGGAGGAAUAGGCAGCUUUGGUGGUCCUGUGAGAGGUGGUCCUGGGUUCCCUGGAGGCAUCCAGCCGGUGCAGGUUGACCCAACCCUCUUGCGGCCGGUCCAUGUUGACAUUGAUCCUCAGAUCCAACAAGUGAAGUGCCAGGAGAAGGAGCAGAUCAAGACUCUUAACAAUCAGUUUGCCUCUUUCAUUGACAAGGUCCGCUUCCUGGAGCAGCAGAACAAGGUCCUCUCCACCAAGUGGGAGCUCCUCCAACAGCAAGGACCUACAGGACCAAGGAAGAACCUUGAUGUCAUCUUUGAAAACUACAUCCAGAACCUGAGGAGGAGGCUGGAGUCUCUCCUGGGACAGAGGGGGCAGCUGGAGUCGGAACUGCAGAACAUGCGGCAAUACGUGGAGGAGUUCAAAACCAAGUAUGAAGAAGAAAUCAACAAGCGCACGGCUGCUGAGAAUGAGUUUGUGGUGCUCAAGAAGGAUGUGGACUGUGCCUACAUGACUAAAGUAGAGUUGGAAGCCAAGGUGGGAGCUCUCACCGAUGAAAUCAACUUCCUGAGGUGCAUCUAUGAGGAGGAAUUGGCUCAGAUGCAGACGAUCAGCCGGGACCUCUCUGUGGUGGUGUCUAUGGACAACAACCGGCACCUGGAUCUGGACAGCAUCAUCGAGGAGGUCAGGCGCCAGUACGAGCAGAUCGCUCAGAACAGCCGGGCCGAAGCCGAGGCUUGGUACCAGAGCAGGUAUGAAGAGCUGCAGACCACCGCUGGAAGGCACGGGGACAGCCUUCGCAACACCAAGAUUGAGAUCCAAGAGUUGAGCCGCAAUGUCCAGAGGCUGCGGGCUGAGAUUGAGAACGUGAAGAAGCAGAACCAUCAGUUGCAGUCAGCUAUUGCUGAGGCUGAGGAGCGGGGUGAGAUGGCCGUCAAGGAUGCCAGGAGGAAACUGGAAGAGCUGGAAUGUGCCCUGAGCAAAGACAAGGAGGAGCUGGCUCGCUUGCUGAAGGAGUACCAGGAGCUGCUGAACAUCAAGAUUGCCCUGGAUGUUGAGAUUGCCAUGUACAGGAAGCUGCUGGAGGGAGAGGAGAACAGGCUCUGUGGAGAUAACCCAUCCAACGUCAACGUCUCUGUGGUGGGCAGAACCACCAUCGCCGGGGGCAGAGCUGGUGGCUUCGGAGCCGGUAGUGGCAUGGGAGGAGGAGUAUGUACGGUCGGAGGAGGAAGCAUCAUUGGAGGCAGCUGUGGAAUGGGAGGAGGGAUUAUCAGUGGUGGCUUCUCCUCUGGGAGUGGGAGAAUGUGCAGCUCCGGAGGUGGCAACUUCAUCUCAGGGGGUGGAUCCUCCUCGGUGCGGAGAUGUGUCACGACCACAACGGUCAAGUCGUCGGGUGUGAAAUACUGAGCCCUGACCUCAGUCCCUCCAAGGAAAGAAGCACCUUUUCCUUCCUCCAGCCAGCAGCGCAGCCCUUUCCUUCCCCAACCGGCACCCAGCAAAGAAACGAACUCUUUCCCUCAGAGCUCACAACCUCCUUCAACCCUCCUGCCCAAGGGGAGGUCUUCCACCGUCCUGUGGGCAGAGCCUGGCUCCUCUCUGAUGUCUCCAUCCCACCAGUCUCCAGGGAGGAGAGGUCUCCCUUGUGGGUCCCAGGGACUGCAGGGCUCAUCCGAGCAUCUCCGGCUGCUCUUCUCGCUGCCGCCCCGGGCUGCCGUGCUGGCUGAGGAGGAGUGUGUAUAAAACUGCUCUUUCCUUUCACUUUUUAAGGUCUCUUUUUCAAUGGCCACAUUUCCCUUGCGACUCCCGCGUGUCCUGCAUGGUACCCACACGCUUGUUUCAGCUGUAUCGGGAACUCAUGUGAGCAGAAGAAAGGUGAUAAUGUCUCAUAGUCAGAUUUAGGAGUGAGAAAGAGGUCUCUGGAGAUGUCCACCUUCCGCUGGUGGAGUAAUUUGGCAGCUUUAAUAUUUUAUAGAUUUCUUUCCCUCUUCUCCUUCACACUUGAUGUAUGUACGGCCUUAUUGCAAACCUUCUGUUGCGUGAACCCUACUGCAUGGUUGCUUCCUACCAGCACCCCUUUCCUCCGAGUUCUUUCAUUACCAAUAAACUGCAGGCAGAUGAAAAGA